Molecule: messenger RNA, 3420 nt
Organism: Prosopis cineraria
Lineage: Eukaryota; Viridiplantae; Streptophyta; Magnoliopsida; Fabales; Fabaceae
Product: rho GTPase-activating protein 7-like
Exons: 22
Coding region: 484-3045 (853 amino acids)
Biological process (GO): signal transduction
Source: RefSeq, a predicted model, not a curated record
CCCUCUCUCUCCUUGGCGCAAAGAGACCAGAAGUAGGUGAAAAGCAAAGCACAAUUUCAGAUUUUCGCAUUUCCGUGACAACCACUAUAGCUCCCUUUACCUAAUCUAAUAGAAAAGUGAGAGAGUUUCACCGGAAAAAGUGAGACAAGAGAAAAUAGAGAUACCCUUCAUUUCCGGUGGAGAAGAAUUUGUCUCGUGGGGUUUCUGUGGAUAGUUCAUUCGUUCAAUUUUUUUGUCUUUGGAGUAAAUGACAUCUGGGGAACUGGUUGGGAGGUUGAAGUGACGGAUGAAUCCCAUGUUCGCAUCUCAGUCGAAGGUUUGAAAGUCUGGAAAUUUGAAGUCAAAUCUCUCUGAUUUGUCUUUGUCGCUGUUGGAGUCGGAGCUCACUCGCGGAUUUGAAAUGCUGAUAAUUUUGGAUGAUGGUUAUGGUCGGAUUCAGACUCAGUCACAAUGAAGUUGAUUCUUCUGUGAUACCCUGUGGAAAUGUCGGCCUCUUCGGCUUCUUUUGAGCGGCCGCGACCUGCCGCUUCCAACACGGUUUUUAAAAGUGGCCCACUUUUCAUAUCUUCUAAAGGAAUAGGCUGGAAGUCUUGGAAGAAGCGUUGGUUCAUACUUACACGGACAUCAUUGGUUUUUUUCAAAAACGACCCUAGCGCGCUUCCUCAGAGAGGUGGUGAAGUUAAUCUAACACUGGGUGGUAUUGACUUAAACAAUUCAGGGAGUGUUGUUGUUAGAGAAGAUAAAAAGCUUCUCACAGUACUGUUUCCGGAUGGACGUGAUGGUCGAGCAUUCACUCUUAAGGCUGAGACAUCAGAAGACUUGUAUGAAUGGAAGACAGCACUUGAGGAAGCUCUUGCUCAAGCACCAAGUGCUGCUCUUGUCAUGGGACAAAAUGGGAUCUUUCGUAGUGAUGCGAGUGAUUCUGUUGAAGGGUCUUUCCAUCAAUGGAGAGAUAAGCGUCCAGUUAAGUCAUUGGUUGUUGGAAGACCAAUUCUACUUGCACUUGAAGAUAUUGACGGUGGUCCAUCCUUCCUUGAAAAAGCUCUUCAGUUUUUAGAGAAGCAUGGAACUAAAGUUGAAGGAAUUUUGCGGCAAUCUGCAGAUGUUGAGGAGGUAGAUCGGAGAGUUCAAGAAUAUGAGCAAGGCAAGAAUGAAUUUUCUUCUGAUGAGGAUGCUCAUGUUAUUGGUGACUGUGUUAAGCAUGUAUUAAGGGAGCUACCUUCAUCUCCAGUUCCAGCAUCAUGCUGCACUGCUUUGUUAGAGGCUUAUAAAAUUGAUAGGAGGGAAGCUAGGAUCAGCGCGAUGCGCUCUGCUAUACUGGAAACCUUUCCAGAGCCUAAUCGACGUUUAUUACAGAGAAUUCUGAAGAUGAUGCAUAAAAUUGCUUCUUAUUCUCUUGAGAACCGAAUGACUCCAUCUGCUAUUGCUGCUUGCAUGGCACCAUUGCUCUUAAGACCUUUACUAGCUGGAGAAUGUGAACUGGAGGAUGAAUUUGAUACUAGUGGUGAUAGUUCAGCUCAGCUUCUUGCAGCUGCUAAUGCUGCUAAUAAUGCUCAAGCAAUCAUUACGACUUUGUUGGAAGAGUAUGAUAGUAUUUUUUAUGAUGAAAUUAUACAGAGAUGCUCCAUUUCGGCAGACUCUAGGGUUGAAAACAGUGAGACUGAGGAUUCCACUGACGAUAAUAAUGUCGAUGUGAAAGACAAUGGUUACCAUGAUGCAGAGAAUGAAGUUGAUCAAGAGACAGAUGAUGAUGCUGUUCGUGUGCAAAGUGGAAAAAUGAGUGAAAGUAGUGGUUAUGCUGGCAGUGAUCUGUACGAUUACAAGCAGGUAUUUGGUGGUGACGAUUCUGAUGCUGGAUCCUCCAAUGGUUACCAUGCUAAGGCUGAGAUUGCAAAUUCCAAUGCUGAUACUGAUGCCAAACAUUCUACAGAUCCAAACAAGCAGAAGGGAAACGAAAAUUCAGCUGAUGAGAAGGAUGCUACAAAUAUGUUGCCUGGCCCUGAGUCUUAUCGUUCUAUGGGUGAAAUAUUAUCUUCAAUGGAUCCUGGUAAUCACUUUUCUGUGCCUGGAAAUGAACCAGGUUCUGGGAAGCAAACUGGUAGAUCUAGUAACACCAAUGUCAGUUCUAAACGAUCAGCAUUCUGGGGAAGGAGCAAUGUGAAAAGGACACCCUCAGUGGAGUCUGUUGAUUCUUCUGGAGAAGAAGAGCUUGCUAUUCAAAGACUAGAGAUUGCAAAAAGUGAUUUGCAACACAGAAUUGCAAAGGAGGCUAGAGGAAAUGCAAUUUUACAAGCAAGCUUAGAGAGAAGAAAGCAAGCUUUGCAUGAGCGGCGUUUGGCACUUGAACAAGAUGUUUCAAGAUUGCAAGAGCAGUUGCAAGCUGAGAGGGAUCUUAGAGCUGCAUUAGAAGUUGGUUUGAGCAUAUCUUCAGGACAGUUUUCAGGCUCACGUGGAAUGGAUUCCAAGACAAGAGCUGAACUUGAGGAGAUUGCACUUGCUGAAGCUGACGUGGCCAGGUUGAAGCAGAAAGUUGCAGAACUCCACCAUCAGCUGAAUCAGCAAAGACAGCAUCACUAUGGUUCGCUGCUUGAUGCAUCUGAGCGAUACCAACACAUCCAAAAUCCUCCUCAGCAGAGAUUUCUUCAGCAAGAUUUUGAUACAACCCUUGCCUUUUGUAAUAAUGAAAGGAAACAAAGGGCUGAGGAGAAUUUGUUCGGUGCAGAAUUGAGAGCUGUAAAAGGACAAGCAUUGGCAUCCAGUAAUGGUUGUAAGCAGCCUUCUUGGAAGCAACCGGUAGACUCAACUAGUCCAUGUGAUUCUAAAAGUACUGAGGCAUCAACAAGCAUGUCUGUCGAUGAGCUCUGCGCUGUUGAUUCUACCUCAUUACCCUCCACAUCAAGAGCAGCAGAGGUUAUGGAAUACGGAAGACAUCCAUCUGUUGCAUCCUCAACCUUGGUAGAAUUAACUACACGUCUUGAUUUCUUCAAGGAAAGGCGUUCUCAGUUGAUGGAACAGCUCCAUAACCUUGACUUGAACUAUGGUUAGACAACUUCCCCAGAUGUCUUCAUUGCAUCAUCACUGUCAUGGAGUAGACCUGUCAAAUUGAUGCUUCAUCAAAUCAUCUGGGAAGAAUUGUGCUGACCUUUUUUGUAUAUUCUGACUCUGCGUACAUGUUUAUUAUUUGUGGUCCUGUGUCUCAUAUUUCUUGUUCUGUUUUCGUUUUUUCUCUUUGGCUAGUGAAAAGGACAUUGGUGUUUGGAUGAGGAAACCUUUUUCUCUUGGUCAUCAGGCUAUUACUCUUUAUUGUUAGUUUAUUUCUUUUCUUAUUAAUUCCUUGUAUCAUUAGGGAAAGGGGUUGGAGGUUGGUGUAAUUAUUUGUUGGGUGGCAUCUUAUUGAAUGAAACAUCUAUUGUGAGUAAA